Messenger RNA from Marchantia polymorpha subsp. ruderalis, 2699 nucleotides. The record is from the annotation of a GenBank genome assembly. Lineage: Eukaryota; Viridiplantae; Streptophyta; Marchantiopsida; Marchantiales; Marchantiaceae.
UAGGGACCCGGGGGCCUCGAAGGAAGGAACAUCGAGGUCACUCGAGUGGGUUUCACUGAUCGGAAGAGGCGUUCACAGUCGUCGUCUCUCCAGGUGUGGACUCGAUAAAGAUAGAAGACUAGAUUUGCAAUAAUGUGGUGAGUGCACAGGUGCUUCAGAUUACGGUAGACCAGAAAGCCAGGCAGGAGAAUCUUGUUCCCAGCAUCUGACGAGACCACCUGCGAGUGUGACGGCGCUCAGGGCGAUUCGAAAUACGUGAGAGCAGUCAGCGCUUGAGCUGAGCUCUACCGAGCAUUGCAGCUAUGAGAGAACCGCAGCUGCUUGUGGCGGCUCUCGUGCUGCUAGCAGCGACAUCUUCAUUAGUUUACGCGAAGGUUGUCGAGUAUGAGUGGGUGGUAGACUACGCCUGGGCAGCUCCCGACUGUGUCGAGAAGCAGGUCAUUUCCAUCAAUGGGGAGUUUCCAGGUCCCAAUAUUCGGUCGGUGGCCGGCGACACUGUCAGGGUGCAUGUCAUCAAUAGGAUGCCUACCGAGGCCGUGGUCAUUCACUGGCACGGCAUGCUCCAGACAGGAACGCCUUGGGAAGAUGGUGCAGCUUACGUUUCCCAGUGUCCGAUCGAUCCUGAGGACGAGUAUACUUAUGACUUCGUCACAGAAAAUGCCGGUACGUACUUCUGGCAUGGACAUUACGGUAUGCAGCGAGCUGCUGGAUUCUACGGACAGCUCAUCGUCGAUCCACCCGAGAACUUCACCGAGCCCUUCAAAUACGACGGCGAGCACAGCAUCGUACUGAAUGACUGGUGGCACGCCAGUAUGAUUGACCAGCAGCUUGGACUUUUCAGCGUUCCCUUCCGAUGGGUCCGAGAGCCUCAGUCUCUUUUGAUCGAAGGCCGUGGAAGAUACAACUGCUCGUUGAUGGCAGGUGGCAGGGCGUGCAACGCCACCAGAGAGUCGUGCAAGCUUCACGUAAUGCCCGUGGAAGCUGGGAAGACAUAUCGCCUUCGAAUAGCCAGCGUCGCAUCCUUGGGCUCAUUCAACUUCAUUCUCGAGGGGCACAAUUUCACAGUGGUCGAGGCCGAUGGGCACUACGUGGAGCCGGUGACGAUGAGCGACAUCGAUGUCUACUCCGGAGAAUCGUACUCCGUCCUCUUCACGGCAAACGCCGACUGCUCGAGAAAUUACUGGGCCGGGUUCAACGUCCGCGGGCGCGAUCCCAAGACACCAACCGGGCUCGCAGUGCUGCAGUACGUCAACACAUCGGGCGAGCCUUCGACUUGCGCCCCGGUGAGCCCUCGGUGGAAUGAUUAUGCCUACUCCGUGGCCAAAGCCAGGCAGUACCUCGCCAGGAAGGAGUUCAUCGUCCCGCUUCCUCAACGCGGGCCCGAUCGUCAGAUCUUCCUGCUCAACACGCAGAACAGAGUGAAUGGAAGGCUGAAAUGGGCUUUGAACAACGUCAGUUUCGUGCCCACUGCCACUCCGGCGCUCGCAGCUCUCAAAUACAACAUCACCGUCGAGGCGCACGGCGGGCUUUCCUCGGCCACGCCUCCGGACUACUUCCAGGAAGGUUAUGAUAUCAUGAAGCCUCCUCCCUACCCCGAGACCGUCCAGGGGAGUGGAGUCUACGAAUUGAAGGGCGACCAGGUGGUGGACAUCAUCUUGCAGAAUGCCUGCUCUCUGACGGCCAAAGUCAGUGAGGUGCACCCGUGGCACUUGCACGGGCACGAUUUCUGGAUUUUGGGCUACGGAGACGGAGUGUUCAAUGCGUCGAAGGAUUACGCAUCGCUGAAUUACUACAACCCUCCGCUGAGAAACACUGCGCCUCUCUUCCCAUUUGGAUGGACCGUGCUGCGGUUCGUGACUGACAAUCCUGGCGUGUGGCCAUUCCACUGUCACAUUGAAUCUCAUUUCCACAUGGGAAUGGGAGUGAUCUUCGCCGAGAGCGUGGACAAGCUGCCCGAGGUGCCAACCGACACCAUGGGGUGCGGGGCCAUCAAGUUCUACCGAUCCCCCUAAUAGCCUGAGUCAGGGAAGUGACAGUGCAUGUGUUCGUCUGGAACUCGUUAAGAGCUGUGACAUUUGAGAUGCGUUCGAUUUCCUCCCUCACAUUUUGUCAGAGAGCCUCGAGCUGCCAGUGCCCCGUCCUGCAUUGUCUGUAGCGGAGCAGUUGGUACGUUCCAAUCCAUCGGUUCAGAAAGCGUGAGUAGUUUCGCAGGUACAAGGGAGCGAGUACAUUAACCUCCACAAAAAAUGAGGAAACUUUCUUUCUAAUGAGUGAAUGAGGUCAUGAGGUUAGGCCUGAUGCGAUUUUUGAUGUUUGUACGUUAUAUGAAACCAGAUUUUUGCAUCGGGUCCGAGUUACUGCAACGCUGAAAGAAGCUAGAAAGGCGAACCGCAUGAAUGUCCUUCCUUUUGGCGCAGAGAGCAUGCGCGACGACAGUUCACCAGGUGCAUUUGUUUGUGAGCAGGAGAACUCCAUCGCCCGUGGCAGUCAGUAGCGCAAGUGAACUUGCACUUUUCUGGAAAUCUCGAGUAUAAACCCCGGGGCUUGCGAAAGAGAGUCAACGGAUUGCUCGACGAUGAAACUGGCGCUUCCUGUCCUCUUGCAUCGGACUGUCCACAUUGUGUACUUGAGUUGAAAAUGUUUUUAACGAAAUUCAAGAAUAUAUGUAUAUAUAUAUAUAUAUAUUCAAACGUUUUGGG